CGAAGUUGCGGGUGGCUGAAAGUUAUCGGACACUUUGUUGAGCGUCUUAAUUUUUGCCAGCGAUCACGGGGAAUGUCACGAGCCUUAGCAAAUACAGUAUGCAGUUGACGAAAUGGCCUCGACGCCCGAACAAGUUGUCUGCACACCGACUUUUGUUUUUCCAGCCGCUUUCCCAGAAACAUACGGCAAAUUGCUGAUUGCCGAAGCGAGCAGCUGUUACGGGGUUCUUCUGCCACUGGUGGUUUAUGGGGGCUAUGCAGGAUUUGACCCUCGGCAGCACUUGGCCAACUUUCACGCCACUGCCCCCGCAGCAGCCAGCAGUGUGCCCCAACCAGUGGUGCAGAACACUGAGGAGGCAGCUCACCAAGGUCUCAAGGCAGUCAAGUCGCAGCCACGCAGCUCCUUGACAACCCUCAAGAUUCCGCAGGUGCCAGCAAGCGACUUUGGUCGCAGCCUGGGGUCGGCUCCUGUUGCCUUCCCGGGCAUUGAGCCACACAAACCGGCAGCUGCACCUGCCCAGAAGGUUGAAGCACCGGUGGCUUCUGAGAGCCCCAAAGGGGACAAGCUGUGGCCCUGCCCAUCUUGCAAGGUGCCUUUCAAAGCAGCCUCUGAGCUGCAGCAGCACUUGGGCCAGCACACACGCUCAGAGCGAGCUGUUGGGGCAGUGCCCUGUGAGGUGUGUGGAAAGUUGUUUGCUUCAGCUGAGCGAGUCCGAGCUCACGUGCGGGCAGCUCAUGGUGAGAAGGCCUGUGCCUGCGACAUCUGUGGCAGCGGCUUCAGCUACCGGUGCAAGUUGCUGGAUCACAUGCGGACGCACACGGGUGACAAGCCGUUCCGGUGCGAGGUGUGUGGGAAAAGCUUCUCGCAGAAGAACCACCUGACGCGCCAUGCCAUGAUCCACACGGGCGAGCGGCCGUUCCCGUGCGACUUCUGUGGGCGGGGCUUCUACCGCAAGGACAAGCUGGCCCGGCACCGGCGUGUGCACACAGGUGAGCGCCCCCACGUUUGCCUAGUGUGCGGCAAGAGCUACGGCCGCCGGGAGAAGCUGGCGCGCCACCUGCGAGCUCAUGCGGGCGAGCGGCCCUUCGGCUGCUCCCAGUGCGGCCGCCGGUUCCUCGAGCCCCGGGACUUGAGCCGACACAAAUGCGCCGCCCCCCCUUGUUCCAGUGGGCAGCAGCAGCACCAGCAGCAGCAGCAGCAGCAGCCAGCCGAGAGCCUCCUGCUCCUCGCCGGGGGUGGCCCCCUCGCGGGGCUCUACCAGCGGCUCCAGCAGCAAGGGCCCCCCAGCACCACCGCCAAUGCCCCCCCAGCUGGGCAGCCCCAACCAGACAACCCCUUUCGGCCCCGGCAGCUUCAAACCUGACUGGCAGCCACCUGCCAGUCUGGCCAGUCCCCGCCACUGACUGUGAGAGUGCCACCCGCACCUGCUGCAGCUCGGAGAUUAUUUUCCCGUACUAGCCGGACUUGCGUGUACUUGAGCACCGGAGGGUGUCAUUCUGUGCCUGCACUUUGUAGGUGCAAUUGCUCGAUACCCCACAGGGCAGGGAAAUGGCUUAUCACUAGCUGACCUUUUGCAGCCAUUGCAAUUCUGUAUGUGUUUUGCUCAAGUUUUGUUUCUUAGAAGAGAUAAGCAUGUAUGCAUAAGUAGAAGAUGAACAGUUGUGUGGUGUGAGAAUCACAACUGCGAUUCUCACUGCGAGAAUCGCAGUGAUGCACGUGUGGAAAUGUGUGCAGAAUUGAAUGCCCAAGUUCUUAUUUUUCUGCUUUUAUCCUUUUCGCCUAGAGUUGUCAUGCCUUUGUAAAAAUCACUUAGUAGGCACAUGUCCUUUUUUGUGUAGUCUUAAUGCUCAAUUUUCUUUCCCUUCUUUUUUGUAUAUGCAGUGUUCAUCUCCUGGUACUAACCUCUGUCAGAGUCAGUACUCCAGGUAACUGUAUGUAUGGAUCAUUAAGGGCAAACAUACUCAUAUGUAGAAGAUGCACAAAUUUUGAUUUCCUCCCUUUUCCAUUCUGCACGUUUGACUGCGUUUGUGUGUGUGUAUAAACUUAUAAAUGAUCACCAUGCAGGAAUGUAGUCACUAGCCCUGUAAGGCGCAUUGUCAUCUACUUAAUUCACUAAACUUUCUGUACAGGAUGGCUGUGCUAGUUUUCAUCGAUUCCAACUUUCAUAAAAGCACGAGCGACAUAGGGGACAAGGGUGAAAGAAAGCUGUAGAACAUAUUUUAGCUUGCUGCAGUGGUCAUGCGUGAUUACAACAGGUAGGCAAAUUAAUACUUUAUUUUUAACAUUGUCAUGGUGUGGCAUGGAAACAUCAUCCUUUUCUGUUUCCUCUCAUGCCAUCAAAUUCUGUCAUGCAUGCUCCUCACAUGGUAGAGAAUCAAGACAUUGUCACAGCAUGGAAUGGCUUCUUAAAUUAAAGAUGUCUAAUCUCAUCUCUGAGGCUAUGUCUCAUUGCCUUUCAACAGCACAGUGGUGUGUGUAUUAUGCACCUUGCUGAGGCUGUGGUAAAGACAAUGGGGGAAAAAUCACAUGCAGCACAGCAUUUAAACUGCUAAUAGGCAUCUAAAAGUUUGUCAAGAACACGUGGGCAUAAAGCAGCACUAGCUUGUGCAGUGCAAGGAGAGCGAGAGCAUUUGCCUUAUAAUUAACUUCGAUAUUAUCAUGUGUUAUAAGCAGAAACAACUUUAUUUAUGUUGACUUCACACGUAUUGCUUCUUUACGUUUCUUGUACUAGGACUGGAGACAUUACAUGGAGCAGGCUUGGGAAAUAUAGGUGGUUUUACCAAAUGGUCAAGCUUGCGUUGGGUAUAUAUACAGCAGAAAUAGUGCUCCAAGGACAAAGCAACUUACUCAUAAUGGGGCUCAACUUUUUUUUUGCAGUGGUGUUUCUUAUAGUAGCUCAAAUCGGACUUGUUGCAUGAAGACGUCUGCAGCGCUACUGGGCCUCUGAUUUUUUUAUUUCUGGCAGCCAGAUGGCAGCUAACAAGUUCCACUCAUGGUAGGAAACAACAUGGCUCACAUGUACUGGGAUCCUGAGGCAGCGUCAAGCUGCCAAAGAUUGAAAGAUUGAACUACAUAGCAGCCAGCCGAGAUGAAAAUAGACUUGCUACUGCAAUGGCAGCUGUGAAACUCUAUGCUGGUCGCAUAGUUCCCCAGUUGCGAAUAUGUUGUUAGGUUUGCUGAAAAGAAGCGAUAGUCUCAACCAUUCACAAAAAGUGAUAUAAUCACACUCUCAAGGCUGGGCAGAAGAUAAUGUGUAAGCACCAAGCUCACUCUUGCACAGCACAAUGACUGUCCAGUGCUAUGAUGUGAAAUUGUGCAUCAUGGCAUUUUCAAACAGACACCUUGAGGAUAGCCUGCUUGUAUUGAAGACGUCACCCACCAGUGUUGAUUAGUUGCAGUUCUGUUGUCACUUGAUGAGAUCAGGGUUCUUCAAUACUUUUCUACUGGUCAUGAAACUCUCGUAACUCAGUAGAACUGCCCGCAGUUGCCGCGACAUGUAGCUAGAAGGUAACACUAUACGCAUUCUAGACACUGGAGGCAGCACGUUGCUGUGCGUGCUUGUAUUUGUUUCACCUCAACGUGUCUCCCCGUGCGGUGACAUCUGUGUUUUAGAACGAAAGCUCUACUACUGCAUGUCUCGCAAGGUCAUCCAUUAUGUCGCAAUGUCCUCGAGCUGCCAGAGCGCAAUGCAAGGUGCUCUGGCUGGCCUUGGCAAAAGAAGAGCCACAUGGCUUGAGGCAUGAGCCAGAGAAAUAGGACGCUCUUGGCUCUCGGCCAGCUUGGACAGUUGCUGCGUGAUAUGCUGCAGAGAGACGUUGCAGCUUUGCUCACUCUGAGCCUUGCCUCUGCAGUACCACGUGACUAGCUGAAGUUUUAAUGGCUAGUUCGCCUGCACUUGGUUGCUCAGUGUCGCCAUGGAUGGCACACCAGCUGUGUGUGUGCUUCAGUGCAAGAGACAUGCUGAAUCCAAUCACCCAGUAGGUAUAGCUAGAGAGCAGGCUGUCGUAAAAUCUCAGUCAAGGGCAAAUUUGCCUCCUGAAGCACUGGAGCAAAGGGAGACCAGAUUAGCACGUUAUAGAGAAGCUUGCCAAGUGUGGAAGUGUGCCAAGAUCGAAGCUGCUGCAGCCACCACUUAUGUGCAUGCUGUUUGCAAAACCAUGCCAAACCUACAUUUUGCUCGUGAUAGCUAGGUUUGGAAGAGUUGAACCUCAGCCAGUUUUUUUAAUUUGCCAUAGGGUGUGUCCAGGUAAGAUUGAACACGAGGUCCCGGUCACCAUUCCUGAUUUUGAUGAAAUUUACUGUAGGCCUAGGCAUUAGACUGAGCACAAUGGUUCCAAAGUUAGUAUUGCGAAAAAAAUUUUGUUCGCCUAAAAAAUAUAUAUAUAUAUAAAAAUUUUGGCCGCAAAAAACACUUUUGCACCCAUUUCGUGAUUUCUUAAUUUUGGGCGCACCUAGGGAAAAAGUGGUGCACUUCUUGGUCACAAUAUUUAUUCCCCUCAAAGAACAAGUGAAAUACAAUCUUAUGAGCCUAUUAUUUUCCUUACCUGUCGAAGCACUUUUGAAGAAGAAAAUCACAAACAUGGCAAAUCACACAAAACGCCUGUAUUUCAGGAAUUUAUUGCUGCAAACAAGUUAAAGUGAAGAUAAUGAAAAUUGGUAGAUAUUAACUUUGAUAUUUGCGCUCUGUUCUAAAAUAAUUUUCACGGUUUUAUCGCACUCUGUUUUACUCGAUAAUUCGGCUGAAACGUAAGUGGUUUACCAAAAACGCCGAUGUUUGAAAAUAGUUCUCUCAAAAAGGCUUUUUUUUUUUUAAUCUCUGAUUGAAGUCAAGGACGUCAUCUACCAUUCUGCAUAAAAAAAGCGUUUCAUUAUUUUGGUUGCUACAAAGUUCUAAUGCAUCAAAUGUGACCAAGUCAGCCUAGUGGCCGUGCCAUUCGUUACGUGCUGAAAAUCAGAUACAAGUUGUUCAAAAUAUAUUGCACGUGACAUAAUCAUAAAGCAGCAGCUCCACAAUUACAAAUGCGCUCCCAGGUGUCAUGGUUCAGCAAGCUUUGUCUUGCGAUCGGCUGCUUGACAAACUUGCAGCUGCGGUCGCUCACAUUACAUGAGUGCCGCUUCGACUGCGGAUGAGCUCCGCUUGCGCGCCAAACUACGCUAAGAGGGCGAACAAGAGAAGGAAUGCAUCACUGUGAAAGUGAAAGGCUGUUAAGUGCCAGCAAAAGCCAUAUACAACGAAAACUCUGUCUGCAAUUCCUGUAACGUCUACUAGCUCAACUGUUCUUUUUAUGCCUUCUGAAACCACUAUCAUCUGCCGCAAGUGCUUCCUGUUCCCUUUCACCAUACUCGUAAUUUGGCUAGUGAACAACUUGCAUGCUGUAUUAUUUUCAUUUGCGCAACACUCAUCACUGCUCAUCAGUUAAUGAACACGGUGGGAAGAAAAAGUGAUUUUUUUCUUUUCUUUUUCGUUCGAAAUGCUUACGUGGGGGGCGCUGGUUGCGCAUAGUAUAAUAGACCUGGAUAAUAUCUGUGUCAUAUGGGCCCUUUCAAAAGGCCAUCCACACUCGAUGGCCAUCAAAACGCCACAACUCUAUCAACUCAAUGGAGAUGUCGCGCUGCUACACGGCAGUUUUGAACAGCCGUUGAGUGGCCCUGGCGUUUCUCGCAAAAAUUGUAGCAGUGCGGAUCUUUAUUUUCGUAUUCAUAUCCCCUAAAGUUAAUAUAAUAUAAGUUCACUGAAAAACUCAAAUAUGUCUGUUGAUAUUGCUUAAAUAUUUGAACAAAUUCUUUGUUCGAAGUUUUGAAUGCAUGUUUAGCUUUUAAGUUGUUGAGCAGCGAAACAGUGGGGAGUGAAAUACGGCAAGACGGCACAAUGAAGACAAGCACAUCGCUGUUGUCGAGAGAGUGUAAAGUUCGUUCUUUUCAAGUGGCAAAAAUGCUCUGUUAAAUCAUUCACAACACACAUAUACCACUUUUAAAGCAUGCUGGUCAGAUUCCUUUUUUCUAAUCGUGUCUACGAGCACACUGUGAACGAGAGGGCAUGUUGGCGCUGUUUCUGCUUCCAUCACUCGGUGGCCAUUGAAGUUUUGAUCGAUUUGUGGGGCCCUCCGGUGAUUCGAUAUACUAUUGACUCGACGGCACUCAAAAUGUCCCGUGUGGCAGCCCACACUUGACCAUUGAGUCAAUCGACUAUUGGUUGGACGGCCUUCCAAACGCCCAUGUGACACGGGUAUAAGUACGGGCGAUUGACUAUGAAAGCAAAGUGUUGUUCUGUUGUGAUCACUUGCCUCGCGUAAGUUCAAAACAUCAGCAAACCGAACAACAUAUUUGGAAGUGUGACGCACACAAAUAGAUGACUAUGCUACCAGCAUGUGGUUUUGCUGCGCGUGUUGAUGUUGGCCCUGGCUGGCUGUACCAGGAUAAAUUUUUGCAAUCUUUGGCAGCUUCAGGUUGUCGUGGAAUGCCAGCUCAAGGGUUCGGGUUCGAUUCCCGGCCAUGGCAGCCACAUUUCAGUGGGGUGAAAUGCAAAGAACACCCGUGUGCUUUGUAUUAGGUGGACAUUAAACCUCAGGUGCUCAAAAUUUAUUCGGAGUCCCCCACUACGGCGUGCCUCAUAAUCAUAUUGUGGUUUUGGUGGGUAAAACCACAGCAAUUAUUACUGUUAUUAUGUAGAAUGGAACUUGCUAGCUGCUGUCUCCAGUAGUGCUGCAGGUGUGAUGCAGCAAGCCCGAUUGCACUGUAAGAAACACCAUCGGGGGAGGGAACGAUGUGAUACAUGCUUUAAGGGUCAGUAUUUUGGCCACUUACCUCUUUUGACUAAGGAAAGAGAGAACUUAUGUUCUCUGCAACAUUCAGUCUUUUAUAAACCAAUAGAUAAAGCACCAGUAGUAGUGGCAUAGCCUGAACUACCACUAGCAAUGUUUUCUUUGCUUAAGUAUUUUCUUGUGCAUAAAAAAAUGUUAAAAUUGUGAAUUGUAGCAAAAUUCAUAAAUUCAUUAGGAGUACUUAAAUGUUCCGAGUAUAACCAAUCAGCAGUAAUGCAUUAGUUGAUUUUAGUUGACAUUACUUGAUAGCAAUGCUAAAAAAUGCCAACUCGAUGGCACAAUUUUUUCUUUCAGAUUUAACAAUUUCGUUAUAAAUUUUGGAACUCAAGACGUACUCUCCCAAUUAAAAAAAGAUUGAUGAGGAACAUAGGCAUAUUUAAGAGACUUCUAACUGAGCUAUAUAGCGACAUAGUAAUGUGCGAAUUUUUUUCUGGUGGAAGAAGGACGCCUGCAAACUAUUAAAAGUACCACGCGACUACAUAAUCGUACCAAAGCGAUAGAUCACUUUGGUCUGCUCAUGAAAUGAGCUCUUACAGUUGUUGCAAAAUUGACAAAAUGUGCUGGUUAUCACCACAGGGUGCAUUGAUGUCGGGCCGUGAUGUUAUCAGUGGCGUCAGCCUGCCAUGAGAUAUGGACGGUUUAUGUAGCGCACAAUUUAGUGGGAUUGCUGAAAAAUUGAAACGCACAUUGUUGGCGCUCUUGUACCAUUAUGGCAGUACUGAAUGCUGCCUGUGGCGCUGCGUGACGAGCAAGACAGUUGGUUCCAAUAAGCUUAUGUGAGGAUGCUGCUUAUGCGGGCGGUAGCAUAGUCACAUGGUAUUUUUCACAUUUCGCAGGCUUUCUUUAUUAAAUAGUAACAGCGUGAUAUUCUACACGGGGACACACAAGAGAAGCAACACAAACAAGCGCUGUGGGAACAAACAAGAGAAGCAACACAAACAAGCGCUGUGGGAACACACAAGAGAAGCAACACAGACAAGCACUCGUGUGUGUCCCCGUUUAGAAUAUCAUGCUGUUACUAUUUCAUGAUGCAAAACCAACUAGCCCAAAGCUUCAGUUUCUUUAUUGGCCUGAAAAAAAUGUGUGUGCAAUUAGUAGGUUGCUAAAAGUUGCACGUAUUAAGGUCGCUUAAACAUGCCUACAGGUGCCUCAUCACCAGUAAUCAAACAUUUACUGGUGUCUCCUCCACUGUACGAGGUACAAGAUGUACUGGACUUUCUUCGUGUAACACAGUUCCUGUUUUUCAAAAUCUCUGUGCUCGAUAUCUGGGUGUCAUAUUCUGAGCCAACUGCUUUCGGCGACAGCAUUGCUUUGCAUGACAUAGAAUCUCCCAUGUCCAACGACUGAAGCAGUUGCUUGCCCGCCUUUCCUAAAUCAGCCAGUCAGCACGUACUCAAAGUAACAUGACAUCUCCAACUUGGCUUGGAAUACGGCCUCUGGGACACCCUAUGUAGGGGUCAACCUAUUUUCAAGUAAAUGUGGUAGUGCUUGGUAUUGGCAUCUUGAAGGGAUGAUCACUGUUUGGUGGGUUUCUGUACGCACGUGUUUACGUAUGUAGCUUUUAUUUGACAUGUCUGGAUCAGCCUGUGCUUAGUAUAUAUUUUUUCGUGGGUAAAGCUGAGCAGCAGUACUGCUCAGCCAAGCAGCAGUGUUGAUACUCAAAUGUCUGCAAACAUAGUUCGCUAAACAUGGCAUAGGCAUAAAACUGGAUUUCUACACAAAUUUGGUGCAUAGCUUAUCAUCUGAAAUUGCUCUGUAUUGUUUUAUUAAAGCACAGGUAGUUCUUGUGAAUUCCAGGUUGUGUCAUCGUGGCUAACAGCGUGCUGAGGUGGGGAGCGAAGUCUUGCAUCCUAUAUUAUGCCUGCAACUUUCGACUACAAAUGUCUCAUGCACUUUCACGAAUGUACUGUUCACUUAUUCUGUCAUUUCAUUGCACACCGCUACUGUAGACAAGCCAUCAAGUGCGAUAUUGUUGCAUCAUCAUUGGGCCUUCAUUUGUGUGGACUUUGGGUACACCUAUUUUAUUUGCCCACAGAACUUGCCAUUGAGGGCACUGUAAGUGCCUGUCAGUCAAUGCUGCAUGCUAUGCCAUUUGCCUUGAAUGAGUGCAGGCAUAAUAAAAAAAAACUGGAUGUCUCUUAGCUACUGUGUGUGCCAGUGCUGUUCUAAUGCAACGUUGUGGACAUCUUGUGGGGUGUCAACAUCCAUUCCCAAAGUGCUAGGAAAUAUCUAUAUACUUGCAUUUGCACUGAUUUUUACUCUGCUGUUUACCACAAAGUUGUAGAUUUGUUUUGCUGAAGUGGCGAAUUCAUUCCAUUGCUGUGUAAUUAUUGAAGUACACUUGAUGAGGAUUGCUUAGAUUAUUAAAGUUAAAGUGUGCCUUACAAGCACCCCAGUUCAUCUAAAUUAAUAUUGAGCCUCCAUACUACGGUAUCUCCGGUAGUCCAAAUAUUUCCUUGGGACUAUGCAUUGAGGAAUGUAAUUAAGGAAUAAUUUUCUGUCCACUUUAACCAUAUCAGACAGCAUUGUCAAUAGGUUUGAAUAUGGCAGCUAUAGUGGGGCUAGGUGUAAAUGCACAUAUGUAAUGAACCAUGACCACUUGUACAAAGGAGAGAAAAAUCAGCUGACUUGCAUUGUCUGUACAUCACAGCACUCCUUGCACUUGUGGGAAAGGUUGUGUGGCUCUUGCACAAAUAGUCUUAAGCAAAGCAUUAGAUUAGCACACAAAUGUAGUUUUGAAAACAUUCAACUUCGCUGAUAAAUUACAUAUACCUUGUUUUUCUCAUUCACAUUCUCUGCUCAGUCAGCCAAAGAUGGACCACUACAGAAGUGCUUGCACUUAUGCAGAGGAGAAUUGUGCCAAACGUUUGUUAUGGCUGGUGAUUGUGUGAUUCGCAUGGUUUUCUAGUGUAUUGCCUCUAGCUACUUUGUAUUGCAGAGGCACCACCUUGUUGAGUUGUUUUAGUUUUUUUUUUUCUUUCUCAAAGCAUGUCCAUCAACAUUUUUCAUUGCAAUAGAAAUCAUGUUGUAGAAACAAUAAACAAGGCAUUUCAAGCACA
Molecule: messenger RNA, 9880 nt
Organism: Rhipicephalus sanguineus (brown dog tick)
Lineage: Eukaryota; Metazoa; Arthropoda; Arachnida; Ixodida; Ixodidae
Product: zinc finger protein 771
Exons: 3
Coding region: 113-1363 (416 amino acids)
Biological process (GO): regulation of transcription by RNA polymerase II
Cellular component (GO): nucleus
Molecular function (GO): RNA polymerase II cis-regulatory region sequence-specific DNA binding; DNA-binding transcription factor activity, RNA polymerase II-specific
Source: RefSeq, a predicted model, not a curated record